UAUGAUGUCGGACUUGACGGUCGUUAAAAAUCAAAAGGCGUAGCUAGUAAACAUCAGAGAAAGCCGAAAACACACAGCGGACAUUAACGCCAGGAAACGCCGACUUAUUGAGUAUUCAUCUCGGUUCUUACACAGUCUACCGGUGACGCCGUUUCCCGGUUACCGUCCGUGGUUGUCAUAGUGACUGUCAGCCUCCAAAUUAAAAAAAAAAGACAACCGGGGCGUUAGCCAGCUAGCUAGCUAGCACAGCCACCUAGCCGUUAGCAGCAUUAGCAUCAGACGACGAAGAUGAUAGCGCUAAUCAACAAACUGCUGGACUGGUUCAAGGCGCUGUUCUGGAAGGAGGAGAUGGAGCUGACCCUGGUGGGGCUGCAGUACUCCGGGAAGACCACCUUCGUCAACGUGAUAGCGUCCGGACAGUUCAGCGAAGACAUGAUUCCAACAGUCGGGUUCAACAUGAGGAAGAUCACUAAAGGCAACGUCACCAUCAAGUUGUGGGACAUCGGCGGUCAGCCUCGGUUCAGGAGCAUGUGGGAGCGUUACUGUCGAGGAGUCAGCGCUAUUGUCUACAUGGUGGACGCAGCCGACCCUGAGAAGAUCGAAGCCUCCAAGAACGAACUCCACAACCUCCUGGACAAACCGCAGCUGCAGGGAAUUCCUGUUUUGGUUCUGGGCAACAAGAGGGACCUACCAGGAGCCCUGGAUGAGAAGGAGCUCAUAGAGAGGAUGAACCUGUCGGCCAUCCAGGACAGAGAGAUCUGCUGCUACUCCAUCUCCUGCAAGGAGAAAGACAACAUCGACAUCACUCUUCAGUGGUUGAUUCAACACUCCCGGACUAAGAGGAGUUCCUGAGAGACAGACACGCCCCCCAAGCAGAACAGGCCACACCCACCUGUACUUAAACACACUCGCUCUUUGAUCAAACCCCUCCCAUCCCGCACCAUCAUCUCCCCCAUCCUUAAAAUAUACCCCCCCCCCCCCCCCCCCCGAGACGCACUGACGGCUGUUCUUUAGUUUUUUUAUUCUCGUGAAGUAUCGAACUAAAGCAGCGCCUCCUGAUGAACGCCACGCUUUAACCACGACAAUGACAUCACUGCGUAAACAUGAAUAUCGCUCUUCUUCUGGGAUCGUCUCCAUGAACAACAUUUUAAACAGACCAGCUGACGCGUCUCGUCUUAAUCCUCUGAUCUUUGAUUUGAGAGGAUGAAUCUCGGCCGCGUUGGCGUGUUACGGAGGGGGCGUGUCUGACUCCGUGCUCGCCGUAGUUUUGAGUGAACCAGCGCUCACAAAGCACACAAACCCAAAGUUACCUGCUGCAUUUCACCCAAAUGACACAACAUGAAUGUUUUGAUAACAUCCUGAGCACCAAGUAUCGGAUCAUUUCUUGUUUUGAAUCAUCAGAAAGUUGCACGCAGACUCCGGCAUUAUGGACGGCGUGCAGGAUUCUCUCGCCUCCUGCACACCUAAAGCUUCGGUACUUUUCGAUGCCAUCGAUUAUUAGAAUAAGAGAUCGCAUCGCUUAAAAAAAACAAGAGGUGACAAAAAGGAACAUCAGCCUCCAUUAGCACCGUGCUAGCUGCUUCCUGCUUCAUGUGCAAGAGGUGAGCUGUGAUUGGUUAGAUUCCUGUGUGCUGCAGACGCAAAGUUUUGCUUUUGAAUGCAGAUUUUGUUAUAAAAUGAAAACGGAGAAUUGAGACUCGGUAAAUAAGACCAGCAGUCGUGUGAGCGUUUGAUACUGAACGGAGCCGCGGCGUCAGUGCGUCUUACGGAUCCACAGAGCGACCUCUGAAGCUAACGGUUCAUCAAACUGUCGGCCAUCUUGACUUUUAAGCCUCACCAGAACCUGUAGAAAACAGGAAGUUAGCCUGUUAGCUUGAGCCUGUUCUGUGGAUCUCUUCCUUUAAUAUAUUUCCCAUGAUCCUCCUCUCCUCUCAUUUUACGCCUGUAACCACAUAUUUGCCUUCAUAGCUUCCUGUCCCUCCUUCUCGUCCUCUGUUGGAUUCUGUUUUUCCCGCUCUACCUCCACAUUUCCAUCCGACCCAUCCCUCGAUUAUUUCACAUUUCUAUAAUCCUGAGAAGCUCCUCCCCCUCCCUCGUCUCUUGUGAAAUGCUUGUCCCCCUCCGUGUUCCCUCUUUCCUCACUCCCUCCCUUCCUUCCUUCCUUCCCUCCUUCCCUCCUUCCUUUUCUUAUUUUUGGAUGUAACCUUCUUCCCUCUCCGCCAAGCCCCGCCCCUCGUCGUCUCUCUCUCUCUCCCGCCGAGCGAGGCGUUAAAAACCUUUUUAUUGCACUGUUGAUUUUGGUUUUGUAAGAUAUUACUGAUGAGAAUAAUGUUAAUAAUCUUCUUAUUGUAAGCUGGUGUGUCCAGAUUUAAGGAAGUGGUACUCUAACUGGAGAAGUGUUUUUGUUUCUGUUCAUAUCUCUGUAAUAAGCUUUUUAUUUCUUAAAUGUUUUAUAUUGUUAUUUUUUAUUGUUGUUUUUUUGACUUCAUAAGUCUUCUCUGGAGGCGAGUCGGCGGCGUCCGCUCUGAGACGUCUGCUGAUUGGACCAGGGGGUGAUCAGACGAAAUGACUCAAACCAAAUGUUUAUGAUUUCAGAGUUUGCAUCCUCUUACUUUGCAGCGAAACACGUUUUGACUUUCAUCUCAGUUUCCUUUGAUUGAAAGAGAAAACCCCGACAUGUCUUAGAAUAAUCUCAGUGAUCUGUCUUUGGGACGUCCCUCCUCACGAUAUCUGAGCGUAGAAAUCGUCCACAUCAUGUUUUUAACUACUACUAAAUGGUAAAUUAAAUAUGGAUGUCUAUUGCUGCCAAUGUUGAAAUAAAAUGAUUCAAACA
Molecule: messenger RNA, 2833 nt
Organism: Labrus mixtus (cuckoo wrasse)
Lineage: Eukaryota; Metazoa; Chordata; Actinopteri; Labriformes; Labridae
Product: ADP-ribosylation factor-like protein 8A
Exons: 7
Coding region: 289-852 (187 amino acids)
Biological process (GO): protein transport; anterograde axonal transport
Cellular component (GO): lysosomal membrane
Molecular function (GO): GTP binding; GTPase activity
Source: RefSeq, a predicted model, not a curated record